AUGAAGCUAUCCGGCAUGUUCCGAAUCGGCUUUGUCGCAGCUAUCGUCACUGCGCUCAUCCUGCUUCCAAGCUGCAUCGCUCCCCGCGACAAAGACAAGGCGAGUACCUCGACUUCACAGCCAAGUUCCCAUUCCGAGUCUACAAAACUGCCCUGGCCCCCAACUCAUGUCAACGAGUACAUAGACUACCUCAAUGUCAAUAACAUCGAGGGAUUGAGUUUCAGCCCGUUGGACCAAGAAGCUCGUACUUUUGGCAAUGUCCCCUUUUUCUACUUAGAGAGUCCCAAGUUAAGAACUCCCUUGUACUCCAUUGACACUGCCACUGGGACGGUCGAACAGGCCCUCCGAGACCAUGGAUCUGUUGGGAUUGUCGACGCCUCCAAUAACUUGGCGAAGCUGAUCCAAUUCUCCGAUGGCCGCCUCGCACAGGGCCUGUUUCCAGAUGUUCAACCGGAGCCGAUUCAGCUCUUCAAACUUGAUCCUGCUCUGCAUCAUCUUCGGCAACUGGCCCGACAUCCAGACAACAACAUGCCUCCUCAGGCAGAAAUCGAAUACCUACCACAUUUCGAUAACAAGCCCAUCCUCUCCCAAGGCUCUGAAAAUCUCGGCCACAUGUUACAAGCCGCCGGCACCGACCCGCGCAGCUUUUACUACUUCCAAGAAGGAAUGGACCCCAUAUUGGUCGUCCCCGACGGAAACAUGCUGAUUGUCAACCCCAUUGAAGAUGAGAAGAGAAAACUUCGCGACAUUCUGAAGGGGUAUCAGACCGCCAAGAAGAAUUACGGCCAAACAGUCGCUACUAUAAUCUGGGGCAAGCCUAUCAGAGUCAGUGCUGAUCCCCAUGGCCUACGAAAGUCGUCUGUUCUACUGGAAGACUAUCCGCGGUUUAAACAUGACGCUCCGAAAAGGCAUAUGAUGACAGCACUGCAGCGCAACGGACGCUUCCGCGUAUACAAAGAGAUUGAUGGAAAGAAAUAUGGAUACAAGGUAAAGAUGAAGAAUCCUGAAGCCGUGAAUGGCGAAACCCUGCAAGUCGAAGUUAAUCCACUCACCAGCACAGAAAAUGUAAUGGAGAAAGCACUGAUUCGAUUUGGCAAGAUCAGAUUGCCUUGA
Ustilago hordei is the source of this 1113-nucleotide messenger RNA. RefSeq lists its product as uncharacterized. The transcript has a single exon. Lineage: Eukaryota; Fungi; Basidiomycota; Ustilaginomycetes; Ustilaginales; Ustilaginaceae. The coding region runs from base 1 to 1113 and encodes 370 amino acids. The record is from RefSeq and is a predicted model, not a curated record.